UUGUUACCCGUGGAUACAGUGUUACCACAUUAUUUAACUGAGUCGGAAAUUGAAGGAUUGUGCUGCAGGAGAAGAAGAUGUGGUUUGAAAUCAUACCUAGUUUUGCUAUUAUUACUGUAGCAUUGGCUGUCCCUGGCGUUGUAAAAUAUUUCGGACAUCAACUGAUUUUUGGUAAUGCAAACAUACGGGAUAAGACGAAUAGGUGGGAGCGUUAUAUGUACCAACGUGAUGAACGGCUUACGGGAGAUCCAUACAAAGCCAAUGGUCUUGAAGCCAUUCCUGAUGAGUGAAAAUGUUUCAUUAUGAAACUGAUAUUCUAGAAUAGAAACUGCAGUAUCAUGGAGGACUGGCAUUGUUAACAUUUGUACAAAUAACUAGAACAUUAAUGUUACACUACCAAAAUCUUAUGCCAAAAAUAACAUUACUGACAAAAAUACGUGUCUUAACAAGAUACUGAAGUUGGCAGUGUCUGUUCUGAUAUUAAUGUAUAAAAACUGCUGGAGUAGAAAUAUUGUACAAAAUUUAAAAAUUGAUCUGUUAUAUUAAGAAAAUAAAUUAUGCACUGCAUACAUAUAAAAUGUUUUAUUUAAACAAAACUGGACUAUGGUAUAGAACUGCAGACUCAGAUGAAGAGUCUGAUACAAACAGGAUGAAACUGAUAAAUAAAUGGCAAGCUGCACAUUGAUACAACUGAGAACACUGCACAUCACAGUAGGUUUCUGUUUCAGUAAGCAUGUUGACAUUGAUAUAUGUUUCAGCAUGCUCUUCUAGAUACCACGGGAUCUUAUGCCUGACUGGACACUGGUACAUGCAUCAUGAUCAUUUGAUGCUGAAGCAUAUCUCAGAACCUGCCACUCAUGUUGCAGUCUGCAUAAUGAAAUGUGUAUUGGUACUUCUGUGUACGUAGUUCAGAAGUUGGGUAGAAGUUUUUCUAAAACCACAUUUGUAGAUUGCAUCAGAUUUGAAUGAGGCAGUAGUAUCCUUUUUGAAUCACCUUCUCGUGAAGUGUUGCCAACUGACAUAAAACAAAGAUGUACUCAAAUGUAUACAGUCUGUAAAAAAAUAUAUGUUACGACAUUCUGUGGUAGAUAGAUGGGUUCAGUCUGAUCAUAUUUUGUUAAUAUACCAAUGUCCAGUAAUGCUUUGUUUGUGUGUUAAGGCCUCUGAAAUUUGAAGGAGGACGCCCUUACCUCUUACCCUUUGUGGCUUACUGGUGACAUUUAUAUAACAUUUCUCCAAGAAACCUUACCAGAGCUGCUGGAAGUGGUGCCUUUGGAAGUCUAUCUUGAAAUAUGGUUCAAGCAUGAUGGUGCCCUGGCACACAGCACUAAUAUCCAAUAUGAGUAUUUGGAUGAAACCUUUGGCAACAGAAGGAUUGGUUAUGGAGGUCCAAUAACCUGGCCCCCUCACUCCCCUAACUUGACUCAAUUGGUUUCCUUUCUCUGGGGGUACAUGCAAAGCCUGGUGUACGAGAUUCCAGUGGAAACACUACAUGAUCUUGUGGCAAGAAUUGCAGUAGCAGCUGGAACCAUUCUGGAAAUGCCAGGAAUUUUUCAAAGAGUUCGGUAUAACAUAACCAGGCAGUGCAGAACAUGCAGUGAAGUUGGCGGCCACCAUUUUGAGGUUGUUCAGAUUUCAUUUUCUUCAUCUUGAUAAACAAAUUGCAACACUCGAAGACAUAACAAAAAGAGAACCUCAUUAAUAAUGAUUUGGAGAGAAAGCAGUUGUGUCACAUUUUAGGGUUUAACCCAGUGAGCUGAGGAAACUUUAAAAAAUGUGCUAUAAAGCUGUUUUAUACUUGAAAUUUCAAUGGAUACUUCCCAGUAGCAUGUCAUUUUCAUUAUUGCCCUGAUAAUUAAACUAAGUUAUGAAACAUGGGACUCAGUA
This is a messenger RNA of Cryptotermes secundus, 1887 nucleotides long. RefSeq names its product NADH dehydrogenase [ubiquinone] 1 alpha subcomplex subunit 1 (gene ND-MWFE). Lineage: Eukaryota; Metazoa; Arthropoda; Insecta; Blattodea; Kalotermitidae. The transcript is spliced from 3 exons. The record is from RefSeq and is a predicted model, not a curated record. Bases 78 to 290 code for a protein of 70 amino acids.